Messenger RNA from Penaeus vannamei (Pacific white shrimp), 1633 nucleotides. It is a transcript of the gene mRpS26, whose product is annotated as mitochondrial ribosomal protein S26. Gene Ontology annotation, cellular component: mitochondrial small ribosomal subunit. The record is from RefSeq and is a predicted model, not a curated record. Lineage: Eukaryota; Metazoa; Arthropoda; Malacostraca; Decapoda; Penaeidae.
UCCAUUGUCCACGAUAAUACAAACCGGCAUUAUACUUGAAGCUUCUUCAUGUCGGCCUCAAAAUAUUGCAAACUAUUUGUCCAAGACUUUGCAUAACAAUGUUGCCUUUAGGUCAGACAAAUAUUCUGACUGCUGGAUAUAUUGGCAAGAUAUGGUAUCCGGUGGGAGAAGUAGCAGUGUCUCUUGGGGGAGUACAGAGUGUAAGGUGGAGAAAACCACGAUGGUUGCCAACAGCAAAAAGCCGUCUCUUUACAAUCCCAAAACGUCCAGUCAUCCCAGUAGAAGAGACAAGGGAGAUACAGCGGCUGUACAACAAUUAUCGAACUAGUUUACGAGCUGUGAGGCACCAUUUAAGAGAAGAGUACCUUAGGACCAGUGCAACAUCAGAGGUUGCAUUACAGCAGGCUGCAGAGGAGGAGGCCGAGCAUCAGCGCCUCAUGGAAUACAACCGCAUGGAAAAUGAAAGGAUUGCAGCUUUGAGAGAGAUUAGGAUAAAGAAAGAGCUGGAAGAUGACCUGGCCCGUGUUGCUGCAUCCAAACAGAAGCUUGCUGAGCAGGCAGCAAUAAAACAAGAAGAAGCUUUACGAAUUAUCACAGAGACUCAGGAACUGGUAAAGACAUUUAUUAAGCGUGAAAAUCUGGAGAAGGCCAUUGAACAUGCACUUGCAAACCCAGUGGAUUACAAUAGUGCCAUUGACCAUGAAGGUCACAUUUACCGAGGCCGUAACACAAAAGUGCAAGAUGUUCCAGAAGAAGACCGAGAAAAGUUAGCAAGAGCAAGUCAAUAGAAGUUACACUGCAUGCCACAGUUAUGUUGUAAAGGACAGAAAAUGUAAAUAAAUAAAACUUGUGAAGAAUUGAAAAUUAUAAUCUGUAGCUUUAUAAUUAAAGGUCGUCUUAUUCUGAUCCUGCAUUCUUUGAUAAAUCUGUGAUUUUUUUGUUUGUUGUAGAAUAUUAUUCUUGGUAUUUGACAAAGGGUUACCCAAAAUUCAGUUAGAUACAAAAGGCUGUUGUUACUUCUUUUCUUUUAAUUCACAUGCAAAAGUUACUUUUUUACAGGAAAGUAUAUGGAUAAACAUUUCAUUAAAUGUUUUGUCUCUGUCAAUAAAUAAUUUUAUUCAUAAGGAAUGUUAUUGUUAAAAAUGUAAAUGAAACCACAGACAUUUGCUAUAAUUUUACAUAAAAAACAAAAUGUUUACUGUCUUUACAGAAUUCACUUGUAAACUAGGGUCUCAAAAAUACAGUAUUCAAGAAUAUCUCAUUUACAACAUAAAUACAUAUUUCAUUUGAGAUUCAUGCAAAAUAUAAUGACUUAUUCUCAGUAAAUUACCUAAUAUAUUUAAAUUAUAUUUCUAUUAUAAUCCAAAGAUUUCCAAAAAAUAAGGCCCUUAUCUAAAAUGGUAGCUUUUCAUCGUUUGUCCUUGAGCCUAAGAUAAACAAAUGGCAACCUUACUGUAAAGUCCUGGCUAUCAAUAUAUCCAAGUUUAGAGGUUAGGUAUGUAGAAACCUUUGGAUAUUGUACAUACCUUCCCAAAAUACAACCAAUAAUAACUUUUAUGUUGCUGAUGGACUUUAGCCAACUGAAAAAAAUGUUGAGGUUACAUAUAAACUAAAAAUAAAUAAUGUAAUGUAU